UUUCCCUCCAAUCCCUCCUUCUCUCCUGUGGUGUCGUUGUGUGUAGUCAUUUGUUCGGUGAUGUUUUGUGUAGUUCUGUUUAUCCGUUUGUACUUAUUGUUCAUAGUUUCAAUGUUCAAUUCAAUUUUAGAUUGCCCAAGAAACUAAAAACGUAUUUUAGUUGCCUCUCGGAAAAAUAAUUAUACUAGUGCCUUAAAGGAGUACAAAAAUAUGGAGAGUGAUCCUAAUCGCGAUAAAUAUUAUAGAUAUCGCCGAAAUAAAGAGUACAAGAAAAUGCACGAUUGGGCAAACUCGUUUCCGCGCUUUUGGUGCAUUUCUCUAAUGAACCAUGAAGCUGUAGCUAAUAUCAUUGCAGAGGAGGAAAAAGACUGCUUGAAUUACAUGACUGAUUUUUACAUCGAUGAGCCCGAAACCGGCAAUGGAUACAGAUUCAAUUUUGUCUUCAAAACAAACCCGUACUUCACGAAUCAGGUUCUCAGUAGAGAAUACCGUCGUGAUGACUAUCUCAGAAUUUUGCCCAGCUACAUCAACUGGAAAGAUGGAUAUCACCUUGUACGACUUGUAAAGAAGAAUUACACUGUAAAAAAAGACCCUCCAACAAGGUGGCAUAAGUAUGAACUUUCCCGUCAAACAUUUUUUACGUGGUUCUUAGAUCGCAGUACUCUUAAUGAAGAUAGAAUUGGCAACGCUAUCAGGAAUGAAGUAUGGACAGAUCCGAUUAGGUUUUAUAUGAAGAAUGUACCUUCAGUAUUAACUAAAAAAAGCAGUGGUGAAGAAAAAAAUAAUAAUGACAAGAAAAGUGACGAUGAUGAUGUGGUCUUCAUAAAGGAAGUAAGGAAAGAGGACAGGGUGUAUGAAGUAAUCACCAUAGACGAUGAAGAUGAAGAUGUAAAGAAAGACCAACAAGAUGGAACCAAAGAGAAUACAGAGUGUUCCAGCUCCAAAGCCGAGAGUACGGAAGAGAAAGGUACAUCCCAAAUUAUUGAUAGGUCCAUCAGUGACAGUGAAACUGAAAGUGAAACCGAGAGUGAAACCGAAAGUGAAACCGAGAGUGAUGUCGAUGAUGACAUAAUGGAGGAUGACAAAGAAGAAAAUCAGGAUGGAACCGGAGAGGCUAUGGAGUGUUCCAGCUCCAAAGCCGAAGAAAAUCCGGAGAAAAAGGAACAUAAGUGUAAAUCUAUCUGUUGCUAUGAUGGCUGUAGUGAUGACAGUUCAGUUGAAAUUGAAUAAGUAACUUAUUUCAAUCCUGUUUUUUAAAGAACAAAAAUUUACUUUUUUUAUGUGAUAUGUUUAAGAGUUCCUGUUGAUCCCUGAUUUUUGCACUGGGGUUGAUUUAAAAUUAAGUUGUGAAAAAUAUCCCACCAAUUGUUGAUCAACAUGAUAGCUUUGUUGUAUUUGACUUAAUAUUCAGUUUUAUUUUGGGUUAUGCACACUAUUACUGUUACGCACUUCAAGAAGUUAUAAUAUGUAUAUAACUAAUCUUGAAUAUUUUAAUUUUGUUCUUUUUAGUUAGGUUUUUACCACUUAUAUGUUUUUGAUUUUUACGUUUUUCUUAAUGUGUUUGUCCACUAUAUCCACAGUAAAAAGUGGGUAUUUUAAAUAAUGCCAAAACUAAUUUCUACUUACUUAGUAGUUAUUUUACUUACUAAGUAGUAAGUAAAAUAUAGUUCAUUAGAUUUCUUAAGCAAGGACAUUAUUCUUGCUCGACUGAAGGGAAAAUGUUCACAUGUUUUGUAUUGUUAUUGUAUUAACUUUAAUUUUUAAAUUAAUUCAGUUUAAUUGGGUUCAUAGGAUUUAACAUACACCUAUUUAUUAGUUAACAAUGAAAAGUGUAAUGUGUUGAAAUGAACUGGUACUAUUUUUAUGAAUUUGAAAGAUUUUAGCUUCAAAAUUUGGUGAUGUUGAAUUGCAGUUUUUAUAAUUCAAGAACUGUUAUACAAUAAAUAAUAUUGUAUGGUAUAUUAAAACUGGCUCUGUCUAUGUUUUAUAAUUUUGAUUUUACUUUAUUAAGCCAUGUUUAGUUCAACACUUCUUCAUAAUUUUUACUACAUUCUACAUUAGAAGACAAUUACAAAUCCCGUAAAUCACCAUGUAAUGUGCUUGUGGAAUAAUACCAAAAAUAUGUUUAUCUUUGUCUUGAAAUACUGUUCUUAAUUUAAAAAUGUGUAAUUGUCCUGUAAAUUUAAUCCAUUUUACUUGUUUUAAUUUAUCAUAUGGAUGGUCUGAUACCAAAGUGAACCAACUCCAUAUUUUUAAUUUUUCAGUACGAACAAUAAUAGAUUUUCAAUGUUUGAUGCUAAAUAGCACUUUGAAAUUGAAAAACAUAUUGUUGUUUUGUGAUAAUCUGAAAAGUUACACUAAUUGUAUCUUCAUAAUUACUGAAAAAAAUUAAUAUAAAACUCAGCAAGGGAUGAAAAUAUUUUUUCAAAAUUUUUUUGUACUGACAUGGUUCAGUCUGGUUCAUGAAACUUACCAUUGCACCCUGGGUGCUUCAGUGAACCAAUAUUUAUAUGUAAAAUAAGUUACUUAAAAUAUUUUUCUUUCAUCUUUAAAAUUACUGAAUUGUAUCUAAAAUGUUCUAAGGUGGAUUUUACUUCUAAAUUAGGGAGGAAUAAUAAGUUCAUUACUGAUUUUUCAUUCUGAUUUUAUUAUUUAAAAAGUGAGAAGACCAAACAAACACAGUAUUACAAAAUUAAAAACAGGUCAAAUUUAAUAAAACUUAUAGAUUAUCAACCAAUUCUUCAUCGUUGAUUUCACUGGUAGUUAUUUCCUGUUUCUGGAACAAGUCUUCAUAAAAUCCAUGGUGAAUCGGUGGCACAAGUUCUAACAUUGAUUUUAAGUCAGCCUUUUUUUCAGAAGAAAGAGGUUUGCCGUUAGGAUUCUUUGUGACUAAAGGAAGAUGGUGAAGAGGAACUUGAGUCUUACUGGGUUCAGACCUCUUGGUUUCAAGGGUUUUUGAUUUCUUUUUUUGGAGCCGUUUACUGAGACUGAUUGAGUGGUACUCAACAUCACUAUUGUGUGUGUACUUAUAAUACAUGACAUAAGGAUGACUUUGUCUUACACAUAAACUUCUGAUCUUUAACCAUUCAACUUUCUCUCCGUCACACUCUUUUCUGUUUGUAAGAGCUGCGCAAACUUGAUCAGUAGUUAUCAAAUCUGUUUCCUUUAUAGUAAUGACUUCAAAUGCUUGCUUCUUUGACCUACAUCCCUUUAUUAUUUCAGCAAGCUGUUGUGGGACAUAAAUGUAUUCGUGUCUUCUCAUGCUUUUUUCUAUGUGACCAAAAUCCGUGUCGUUUGGCAAAAAACUGUGGCCUGGUAUGGGAAAUUUUUGCUCAAUUUCUUUAAUGUUGUUUAAAGGGUUUUGCACUAGUCGCAUGAGUAGGGAUACCAUUUUGAAAUUCCUAUUCUGGCCACCACAUGAGUCGCACCACAACACAAUCUUUUCUUUUGUAGGAUGGUCAGAAAUGUAUUUCAAAAGGCAGGAUCCAAUUUCAUCUGGUCCCCUUCCUCCUUGACAUUCAUUCCAAAGGUGCAUUGUUCCUUUUGACGAGGCACAGUCAUGAACGCCUAAAUUAUAAACGGACAAUUGCCUCUUAUAAUAUGCUAUUCCUGUAGGAACCUUUGGCAAUGAGAAUGUCUUCUGUAAAUCAAAAGUUAAAACGGUGCAUUCGCCGUUUUUAGCAAAUUGCAUGUCCCGCUUCAUUUCAUCUCUUGCUGCAUUUACUUUUCUAUGGUGAAGCUCAGUAUUGGCCAACACUUGAUUGAGUUUCAAUUUUUUUUCUGCAGAGUCUAGUUCACUCUCAAUCGCUUUCUUCUGGACAUUAUAUGAAUCGCACACUUUACAGGUGUCCUUAUGAGGUGUCUUAAAACCUAAAUUGAAGUCUUUGUAAAAGAUUUUUUCAUACAUUGACUGAGACACAGUCUGAUCUUUAACAUUAUCAGCUUCCAUUUUUUGGGCAUAUAACCUAUACAUUAGACUUAAAUUUAAUUCAGCCCCUAAAUACUUUUUGUUUGGAUUAUCUUUGCGACUGUAAUGGCUAGUGUAGGCAGGAAAAGAUGAUAUAUGAUUUUUAACAGAGUUAAUUCGUUCAUCUGAUAGUUUGUUAUGAGGCGUAUGUUUACCUCUUUUGUCUACAACCUCACCACGACUAACUUUCAUCAGUGAGCGAUGAAUCUUCGCGCUAUCUAUUUUAAGUGUUUUUAUAAACAUACUUUUACAAAUCCUGACAUCAAUAUUUUGACAUGGCAAAUAAUAGUAACGAGAGAAUUCUCUCUUUGAAUCAUCAGAACCCUUUUUUUCAAAAGCAUUUCGAACUUUAACAGACCUACCAAUAAUAGCAGUCUGUGUAUCAAAUGACCCUGAAUUCCAAAAGAGAUCAAAAAACUUUUUCCUUUCAUCAAUAUUAACUUUUUCAGCGCAUUUCAUUCUACAUUUACAGUCAAACGGUUCAAAUAUUUUACUUGCAACAGGAUUACCACUAGUACUCUCAUAAGCUUUUCCUGAGUUUCGAUUUAUCUUUCUAAUAUUUUUUUUCCACUUAGCUGGAUCUCCGUAGUUUCUCUUUCUUCUCUUCUUCUCGGGUGGGUUUUCUUCUGUUGCUACGAGUGUUUCCUGUCUCAUUUCUGAUCCAUCUGCCCCAACAUCUUUUCCAUCCUUCUUCUUCUUCUUCUUCCUUUUUUGCUUAGAACCACAUGGGACAUCAUCUGCAACAUUAAUGCCAAUAUAAAGCAUGUACAAAGCCAACAAUAUAAAAUAGUCCUAUUUUAUUAAAGUAUGGUGGUAAAAGGAUUACUGUAGUAAUAAUGUACCAAUAUAUACACACACAAAAAACAAAAUAAGGUUUGUUUUAUUAAAAAAUGAAUUAAUUAAUCUAUUAUCAUUGUCUAUAAGCUUUAUAAAAAUCCAGGGGCAAACAAACAAUCAGCAUUUUUACAAUCUCGUCUGCCAGAAUGAACUAACAUCAUUUAAAUAUCUGAACACUGUAUGCCAGAGUGAACUAACUCCAAAAUCCCAGUUAUGACAACAGAUAGUAUAUCGUGCAUUGCAGAUAUCUGUUAACAACACUAUUGAAAGGCUACAACAUUAAUAUGUUACAAAAAACACAACCACAACAGCUGAUAUUAUGGAGGGAAUAGUUAGUUCACUUUGGCAUAAGAUGAAAUGCUAAUGUACACUAACCUAUUGCAUAUAAUUGAAAUGACCUUAGAUAAUUAGUAAAUGUGAAAUAUUACCUUCACUACUAUCUUCAGCAUGUUGAGGUGGGAUGUACUCGUCGCCAGAAUCUUCAAAUAAGUCGGAUAAACUGGAGUUUAACUCACUAUUUAUUAAAGAAGAGGAUGCACCAUGAACCAACUCUAAUGCGUCAGCCAUGUUUUUCAGGAGUUAGUUCAGUCUGCCACACAAACAAAAUCAAAAUUCCCCGUAUGGUAAAACAGAAAAAUAAAAUUUCCCUCACAAACUCAGCUGUUUAAUAUGGUUCUCUCUGGCAUGUGAAUGUAUUGUAUUUUAUAAAGUAAGAAAUGACAAUACCGGAAAAACAUUGAAAUUGGAGUUGGUUCAGUUUGGCAUCAGACCAUCCAUAUAUUUUUACGAGUAUAUAGUGUGGAUUACAAAACCAAGUGCAAUUUGUAUUGUAUAAUCUUAUACAUGGAAUGACUAAGCGACAAUUAUGACAAGUUUUGUACUUAAUAUGUGAUAUAAAUUUAUAUUGUUCAAGGUUUUUUGCAUUUAAUUGUCCAAAACCUAACAUUCAUGGUUUUAUAAAGACACCUAGUGCCUAAGAGGUUAAUGUUCGAAUUUAAAAUCUUGUUAUGUUUGCGAAAUAAAAUUUAGAAUGUACUGUUGUAACUGUUACCUGUAUAUAAUUGUAAAUAGGUAAUUUUGUACCUGAAUGUAGUUAUCUGAAAAAGUAACUUAGUUUUAAAAGUCCAAAUUUUCAUACAGUAUUUCUAACAAGCUUUACAGUUUUCUGACAAUUCAGUUUUCUAAAUCAACAUUUAUUGUGUUUGUUGAACAGUAUUUUUAACAAGUCAGUGUUUUGUACGUUUAUUAUUUGCAUUUUGCUUUAUGUGUUGAGUUUUUAUUUCACAAUAGACUUUAGAUUUACAAACAUCACUUCAUUUUCCUUUUGUUUUUUCACUUGGGUUUCUCUUUGUCUUUUGUUGUAUAAGAACAUAUUUUUUAUAUCGUUGUAUUGAAAUAAAUCUAUGUUUCUAAAGAAA
Molecule: messenger RNA, 6222 nt
Organism: Homalodisca vitripennis (glassy-winged sharpshooter)
Lineage: Eukaryota; Metazoa; Arthropoda; Insecta; Hemiptera; Cicadellidae
Product: protein SET-like
Exons: 8
Coding region: 211-1230 (339 amino acids)
Biological process (GO): nucleosome assembly
Cellular component (GO): nucleus; chromatin
Molecular function (GO): chromatin binding; histone binding
Source: RefSeq, a predicted model, not a curated record